Molecule: messenger RNA, 3293 nt
Organism: Helobdella robusta
Lineage: Eukaryota; Metazoa; Annelida; Clitellata; Rhynchobdellida; Glossiphoniidae
Exons: 15
Coding region: 205-2160 (651 amino acids)
Biological process (GO): cell volume homeostasis; potassium ion homeostasis; chloride transmembrane transport
Cellular component (GO): membrane
Molecular function (GO): potassium:chloride symporter activity
Source: RefSeq, a predicted model, not a curated record
UGGAUGUGUGAAUGUUGAAUGAUGACGUAGAGAGAAAUGAUUGCCUGUGCUGAGUGUAUGUAUUUAUGUAUGUAGGUAGGUUUGUAGGGUGAAUUUGUUAAUCUGUCCAAUUUUUAAUAAUUUUUAAAAUAUAUUUUUAUAAAUAAAAUAAUUUAUUUGGAUGGUUCAAGUGUCUGGCCUUUUUGUGGUUACUAAAUAAAAAUCAUGUCUGAGUACGAGAAGGCCUCUCUGGUACAAAAUGAACACAACACACUGACGUGCGACAAAACUUUGGCGGCUUCAGGGGCGAACCAGACGGGAAGGAAGAAGACAAAUGAAACAGGAAGAUCAAAAAAUGUUGGAGGAGAGGGGAGAGAUGGAGGAAUUGUGAGUGUGGACGUUAAGGACAGGGAUGAAUUGUUUGCUCAACAUGAGCUACAAGAGAAUGGCGAUGGCGGCGACUUCAAUCGCUUCGGUUCGAUUUUCAAUCGGGCAUGGUGGUCGAGCAACUUUUUCGUAUCCGAGCAAGCUCAGUUCGGAACCUGGGACGGAGUUUACACGACCUGCAUGAUCAACAUACUGGGGGUUCUUCUCUUUUUGAGGAUCGGAUGGAUGGUGGGUAACGCGGGCACCAUCUUCUCCCUCCUCAUCAUCUUCCUCAGCAGCUUCGUGGCAUUCAUCGCAGUGACGAGUGCCGUUGGCAUCUACGAGAGAACCUUCCCGGAAAGGGGCGGGGUUUAUUCCCUACUGAAUCACGUGAUCGGGGCCAGAGUCGGUGCCUCAAUCGGCCUACUCUUUUGUUUCGGACAGUCUGUGGCCUGUGCACUGUACGUAGUUGGUUUCGGCGAGUCCGUGUCCAACUUAUUACAUGUCGAAGACCAGUGGGUUGUCAGAUCAGUGGGAAUGUUGCUUCUCUUUGUCUUAUGGGCCAUCCAGACAGCUGGGGUCAAGUGGGUCAUCCGACUGCAGCUCGUCCUUCUCAGCAUCAUUUCAGCGGCCGUUCUAGACUUCAUUUUAGGAUCUUUGGUUCACUCAAAACCAGAAUUCGGCUUCGUCGGCUACAACUUGCAGACAUUUCUAUCUAACGCUUAUCCAUCGUUUGGAGGUUCCGACCAGGGUGCGUCGUUUUUGGGGGUGUUGGGGGUGUUUUUUCCCGCGGCAACUGGGGUCUUUGCAGGGAUUAAUAUGAGUGGGGACCUCAAAAGUCCGACAAAGUCUAUCCCGGUUGGAACGUUUGCAGCCCUUGGUUCUAGCACACUGCUGUACAUGUUGUUCGUGUUAAUUCUCGGCUCCUCUUGCACUAAAUUCUCGUUACAGACAGAUUACCUGAUUGCUGAAAAGGUUUCAGGAACAGGAUUAAUAUUCCUGUGUGGAUUGUAUACUUCGAGUGUAUCCAGUGGAAUGGGAACGCUGUACGGAUCUCCAAGAAUCCUGGAGGGAAUUGUCGAAGAUAACGUCCUGCCAUGUCUUUCGUUCCUUGAUAAAUGGAAAAGCAACAACAAGCUACCCAACCUGCCGCUACUGCUAAUCACCUUUACGACAUUCAUCUUCAUUCUGAUUGGUCGGGUCAAUACCCUCGCACCAAUAGUAGCCGUUCCUUUCGUGAUGACGUAUGCAGCCGUCAACUGGGCUUACUUCUCACUGGCUAGCAGUUUUGAGAGGCGGGGCUUAAGCGAUUAUUCCCCAGUUAUUAAUGUCUACGACGAGAAAAAAUCUGAUGAAAACUCAGGAGAUCCUGCAACUAAAAGUGGUGGUUCGCAUAUAAAUUCCAUUAUAACUAGCCAGCCAAAGUCCUUAUAUUCAAUCUUCUGUUGCAGGUGGCUGUCUCUGUCGGGGUUCGUCAUGAGUAUAGUGGCCAUGUUCUGCAUACAGUGGCUCUUUUCAAUCGUUGUCAUCGUCAUCUUCAUGUGCACAUACACCUACAUUUUCCAUGCGAAUCCCGGGGCUUUUCCAGGUAUUUCAGAUUUCAGUUUAUCUAACAUGAUCUUAAACCUCAUCAAAUGCAUUUUCAGACGUCGUGGCCAGCCAAUGAACGACGAGACAUCCACCAUGGUCAUCACGACGAGCGCACCUCCACCCACGCCCCAGACUAUGACGUCAGAGAUCAAUGAGUCUAACGAAGAUUACAAUUAUAGAAAUAAUUACCACAAAACUGAGGAUGUUCGCAAGGAUCUGUUUUGAUGACGCGUAUGUCUGGCUGUCUCCUGUCUGUCUGUCUGGUUAUUUGUCCGUCGGGCUAUUUGUCCGGGGGGUUAUUCAAACUUGGAAGAAAAAAUAUCUAUUCAAUUCAUCGUUCAACACAAGUAGAAACAAAUUUGUUAACAUUUGAUACGAUCAUAAUAUACUAAUUACAUUUAUUGUUGUUGUAUAAUAUGUGAUAAUAUAUAUUCUAACAUAUAUAUAUAUAUAUAUAUAUAUAUAUAUAUAUAUAUAUUUGAAUUUAUUCAUAUUAUUUUGUACACACACUUAUCAAUAUUGUAACAUUUUUUAACUUCGCUUCAAGUACAAAAGUAUUACCUGAUAAAGACAAGUAUCAGUAUUACCGAAAGAAUGGAUGUUGUGUUGAUGUGUGUCCGUGUGCUAAUGUGCCUGUUUGUGAACCUCAUAAACUUCUCCAUUCCAAACUGUCCUUCGAUGCAACAACUACCAUCUUGAGCAAUCCUCAAGAUGUCUUCCAAAUGACUGUCUCACCAGAACAAAAAUUGAGUUCGUUUGAUCGACUCUCACAACACAGCCAUCUUUCAAUUGCAGUUUCCGAGAUAUCAUCCUUCAAAGUUGCCAAAUACUGGCUCAAUAUUCCCGCUUGGAUUUUCAUGUUUUCUUUUCAAAUUUAAACAAACUUUCCAAGUUGCUCAUCUCCUUUUGGGUGUACAUUGAUUGGGGGGCUAAUUAAAAGAGAAACUCUUAUUCAGUCAGUCUAUUCGGUUUGAUUCUCGGUUGUUGUUAUCACCAACUCGUCACUAUUAUCAUCACCAAUUUCAUCAUCACCAUUAUUUUUAUUAGUUCCCCAAUCAAUGUGGAUCUCGACACGGAUCAGCAACCAGGAAAACGGGUGGUAAGUUUGAAGUAACCCUGAAAAAUCAGUGGGAAAGUGAGUCAGUCCGUGGAAUAUCUCGGAAACUACUUGUCGGGAUGAAAAAUGGUUGAUUUUUGGCAAGUAAGCUCAAACAAAAAAGCAGGAAAUGACGAGAUGAACAUUUUGGUGGUUUCAGAGUUGGAAUCGGUUAAGGUUUACCCCUGCCAGAAAAUCGAAAAAUUCGUCCCCAACAAAAUUUUCGCGUGCAAAUUAUGAUUUAAAAUAAAAACCAAAAUCG